Messenger RNA from Geodia barretti, 1395 nucleotides. NCBI's taxonomy places the organism in Eukaryota, Metazoa, Porifera, Demospongiae, Tetractinellida, Geodiidae. The record is from the annotation of a GenBank genome assembly.
CGCGAAAAAAGGGGGCGAGCUCAACCGUCCAGGAAAAUGAGCGACAUUGCAGACACAGGGAGGGAAGGAGAGCCCGAUCGCUCUGGCGAGAGAAAAAGCUCUUCCUCUGGAUCGAGUGGCGUGCCAAAGAUGGCGGAGGGAAGGAUCGUGCGCGGCACAAGACCUCACGACAUUGCGGUCCACGAGAGGAAGAACUGGCUCAUCCACCUCCACUACAUCAGGAAAGACUUUGAGACUUGCAAAGUUCUCAUAGGAGAGAUGCUGCAGGAGACUGAAGGGAUGUGUGAAUACGCAAUCUAUGUCCUUGGACUGAUCAAGAGGCAGGAGGGAGAGAUCUCAGAUUCCCUGGAGCUCUUCCAGAGAGCCGUCACCCUCAACCCCAACAGCUCAGCUGCCGUCAAACAAGUCGCCAGAUCUCUGUUUCUGCUCGGAAGACACAAGUCUGCACUGGAGGCGUACAACGAGGCCCUCAGCCUCAGUCCCCAGGAAUGGGAGAUAUUACACAACAUGGGUGUCUGUUGCAUCUACCUCAAAGACUAUGACCAGGCAGUGGAGAGGCUGAGUGAAGCUGUCAGUCUAAGUCCCCAGAGCCAGUCCUACGUCCAGCUGGGCAGAGUACAUCUCCUCAGAGGAGACCUCCACAAGGCCACCGAGGUCUACAAAACUGCUGUCGACCAUAAUCCAGACUCCCCUGAGCUACUCACCACUCUAGGACUACUGUAUAUGGAGUUGGGAGAGACAAAGAAGGCGUUUGAAGCUCUGGGCAGUGCUCUCACUUUUGACCCCAGCAAUGCUAGGGCGAUCCUGGCAGCAGGGGCGAUGAUCCAGGACCACGGGGACUAUGACGUGGCUCUCUCCAAGUACAGAGUUGCAGCCGCAGUCUCACCGGAGUCUCCACAGCUCUGGAACAACAUCGGGAUGUGCCUCUACGGCAAGGGGAAACACGUGGCAGCCAUCAGCUGUCUGAAGCGGGCCACGUACCUCGCUCCAUUUGAGUGGAAGAUCCUCUAUAACCUCGGUCUAGUUCACCUCUCUCUCCACCACUUUGCCUCCGCCUACCACUUCCUGCGGGCCGCCGUGGGACUCUACCCACAGUCUGGACAGCUCUUCAUGCUACUUGCAGUUGCACUGGCUCACUGGAGGAUGACUAUGAGAAUACCCUGCAAAGUCAUACGAACAGCUCUCACACCCUAGACAGUGAUACCCCUCGCUCAUUUCACCUCACUUACUCCAUCGUCCUCUACAACAAUGAGCGAUGAGGGCUGCAGGAAACAGUUCCAGCUUUUCAAGAGCAAGACCUCAGACUCACGAGGACCACCAACCUGACUCUGUAGGUGGAGUCGUGGGCAGGAAGACUGGGACCUGCCAUACCAAGUGGGGGAGGAGAGGGAGGGG